AUUCGAAAAUAUCUCAAAGUAUCAACUAGCCACGUGGCCAACCAAUGGCAACCAACGGAUAGACUGUAUUUAUGGCAACUUCCAUAAGCUGUGAGAGUGUUCCAGUGACAUUUAUUGACGAGGAAGAUGUCACGAAAAACUUCAGUCCUGCGAGAAAAGGACUAAGAUCCACAGGCAAAGGCUGUAAAAGAAGGAUCCCAGAUGAUGACCGCAGAUCUAGAUAUUUUGACAGUGUGACACUGGAUGACAGCUCUGAUGAUGAUGAAAUUAUUCAUCCAUCUGGUGAAGCGGUACUGACCCAGACCCCUAUAUCAAGCCAUGAUGUCUUCAGCUUUCAAAACACUAAACGGAAGACAGCCUUAGCAAAUGCUGCAUCUGAAGCUCGCCAUAUCAAGGAACCACAGCCUGUCAGGAAAGGAAACAAGCACAAAUUAGCAAGUGAAGGUUCCAGUGAAGAAAGCUCUGAAUAUUCAAGCUCAGAUGAUCUUGAUGAUGAGGAUAAAAGCAUGUCAAAAGACAUUGCUAGGGCCAUCAAUAUGAAGGAACUGAAUAAUAAUAACAUGGAAGACAUGCUUGAUAACUAUUUUCUUGCACAUGAUGAAAAGGACUGUCUUACCUCAGAUAGAACACUAUCAAGUCUUUCUAUCCCACGAAUGGAUCAAGAGACAUUAUCCGCUGUUCUUAAAUCAAGAAUUGGAGAUCAUCAAGAUGAACGUCGUAAACUUUACGAGGAGUACAGAACGUAUUUUCCCAAGUGGGCUUUUCAGUUAAGAAAUGGAUUUAACUUACUUCUUCAUGGACUUGGAUCUAAACGUUCCGUUAUUGACUCCUUCCGGUCAACGAUGCUCUCAAAGUCCGUUCAACUGGUAGUCAAUGGAUUUUUUCCAAGCAUCACCGUUAAAAAUAUUCUUAAUACAAUAACAAACGAUAUUAUUAACCAUGAUGGAACAUUUAAAAGCAUUAUAGAACAGUGUAACUUUAUUAAAGAUUACUACAAUGAAAACGACAGUGAGAAAAUUUAUUUAAUCAUCCAUAAUAUAGACGGAACAAUGUUGAGAUCUAACAGUACCCAAACCAUACUUAGUUCACUGGCACAGUGUUCCUCAAUUCACCUCAUCGCGUCGAUUGAUCAUAUUCAUGCACCUCUGAUAUGGGAUCAAACUCAAAUGGGUCGUUUUAGUUGGCUAUGGUACGAUGUCACAACAUUUGAACCCUAUACCGAAGAAACAUCUUACGAAAAUUCUCUACUAGUGCAGCAGUCAGGAUCGCUGGCUCUCAGUUCAUUGAUUCAUGUAUUUAGAAGUUUAACGCCAAAUGCGAAGGAGGUCUUCAUUCUAAUUGCCAAUUAUCAAUUAGAAUAUUCAAAGGAGAGCAAUUAUGCUGGAAUGUCUUUCCAUGAUUGCUACACGAAAUGUAGAGGAGCUUUUUUGGUAAACAGCGAUGCAACAUUAAGUGCACAAUUGACAGAAUUCCGGGAUCAUAAAUUGAUACGAUCAAAAAAGGGAACCGAUGGUGUUGAAUAUUUACUUAUUCCUUUGGACGACAAUAUCUUAAAACAAUUCGUUGAAGAUCAAGAAAAUAACACAUAAUAUUUUAUAUUUGUUAUAUUUAGUUUAUAUUUUUUAGUAUUUA
Dendronephthya gigantea is the source of this 1632-nucleotide messenger RNA. Its product is annotated as origin recognition complex subunit 2-like. Gene Ontology annotation, cellular component: nuclear origin of replication recognition complex; nucleus. The transcript is spliced from 14 exons. Gene Ontology annotation, molecular function: DNA replication origin binding. The record is from RefSeq and is a predicted model, not a curated record. Gene Ontology annotation, biological process: DNA replication. Bases 72 to 1589 code for a protein of 505 amino acids. NCBI's taxonomy places the organism in Eukaryota, Metazoa, Cnidaria, Anthozoa, Malacalcyonacea, Nephtheidae.